UUUGGUUCUCGGGUUCAAGUUCAACCGACAAUGCUCAUUCCUUAAUGUUGGUUUUGAAAAUGUCUAAAAUUUAAAAUACAUCGUGAUGUGAGGUUUUUCUCAAUAUAAAAAAUAAGUUUUGUUUGUUAUAGAGAUGAGGAAAGCAUCUUCAGAUAGUGGGAGUGAAUAUAUUGCUACAGGGGUAGUAAUCAUAAUUUACUCAGUAUUACUGUUAUCAAGCUCAGUAAAUGCAGUGAGUAAUUAUAACUCUUUAGUGCAAAAGAUAUGGGGUUUGAGCAAGAUAUUUGGAUCAAGAGCAUUGGUGUUGAAUGUUAAAGAUUAUGGUGCAGUAGGGGAUGGUGUUCAAGAUGAUACACAGGUCCUGGAAGAUGUUUGGAAUAUGGCAUGUUCUUCAAAGGUAGAAUCACGAAUCAUAAUUCCGGUCACAAGUUAUUGUCUUGUUGGACCGAUUAGUUUCGGAGGUCCAUGCCACUCAAAAGUAACUUUGACGAUAUCCGGUGCUAUUGUCGCUCCAAGUAGUCCUGAUGAUUGGAAUGGUAGUAAUACACAAAAGUGGUUGUAUUUUCAUAAUGUAGAUCGCCUCACGGUUGAAGGUCGAGGGAUGAUUGAUGGGAUGGGGCAUGAAUGGUGGGCUCGUUCUUGCAAGAUCAACCCAGAAAAUCCUUGCAGACAUGCUCCAACGGCUAUAACCUUUCACAGAUGCAACAAUUUGGUAGUUAAGAAUCUUUUGAUUGUGAAUGGUCAAAAAAUGCAAGCGGCAUUCACUACAUGCGACGGGGUCAAAGUAUCACAUUUGAGUGUUUUCGCUCCUGGUGGUAGCCCUAACACGGAUGGUAUUCACAUAAGUGCAUCCACUAAUGUUAGAGUCGAAGACUCUACCGUUAGAACAGGUGAUGACUGCAUAUCUAUAGUCAGCAAUUCUUCAAAAGUUCAGGUCAGGAGGAUUGCGUGUGGUCCAGGACACGGGAUAAGCAUUGGAAGCUUGGGAAAGUCAGGCACUUGUGAUCAAGUGUACGAUGUGAGUGUUCGUGGGGCAUUUCUGUCCAACACUGAAAAUGGACUCAGGAUCAAAACAUGGCAGGGAGGUAGUGGUUUUGUCAGAAAUGUGAAAUUCGAGGAUGUGUGGAUGGAAAACGUAUCAAACCCAAUCAUAAUUGACCAAUAUUACUGUGACUCAAAGAAGCAAUGCCCAAACAAGACAGAAGCAAUCAAUGUGCACGACAUAUCCUUUGUCAAUGUUAAAGGAACUGUAGCUACUAAAGAAGCUAUAAUAUUUGCUUGUAGUGACGUUAUUCCUUGUGAAGGGUUAUAUUUGGAAGAUGUUGAACUUGUAUCAGCCUCAGAUGAUAUCGCAACCUCAUUUUGCUGGGAUGCCUUAGGGUCAAGUUCCGGUACUGUAUACCCUCCUGCUUGCUUCUCAACUAGUGGAAGCUUGAUUAAUGAGACUAUUUUAUCUAAUAUCUCUCAUAUUCAAGACGUAUGACUAGCAUCUCCGACAGUAAAUUAAUUCCCACAAAUUAGGGUUAUACUUGUAUAUGAUACAAUGAAAGUUGUAUGUCGUCCUUGAUCGAGCAUUAAUCAAAAGGCACCUUAUUGUUAAAAACCUCAAUGUUGGAUAAGUUGAAAGCAGCCCUUGUCGUAUC
This is a messenger RNA of Erigeron canadensis, 1643 nucleotides long. RefSeq names its product probable polygalacturonase At1g80170. Gene Ontology annotation, molecular function: polygalacturonase activity. NCBI's taxonomy places the organism in Eukaryota, Viridiplantae, Streptophyta, Magnoliopsida, Asterales, Asteraceae. The record is from RefSeq and is a predicted model, not a curated record. The coding region runs from base 134 to 1483 and encodes 449 amino acids. The transcript has 9 exons. Gene Ontology annotation, biological process: carbohydrate metabolic process.